Messenger RNA from Staurois parvus, 346 nucleotides. The record is from the annotation of a GenBank genome assembly. Lineage: Eukaryota; Metazoa; Chordata; Amphibia; Anura; Ranidae.
AUGCAGACUGCUUCUACAAACAUUUGUGAAAGAAUGGGUCACUCUCAGGAGCUCAGUGAAUUCAAGCGUGGUCCCGUGAUAGGUUGUCAACUUUGCAGUAAGUCCAUCCGUGACAUUUCCUGGCUACUAAAUAUUCCACGGGCAACUGUUAGUGGGAUUAUAACAAAAUGCAAGCAACUGGGAACAACAGCAACUCAGCCUCAAAGUGGUAGGCCACAUAAAAUGACAGAACGGGGUCAGUGCAUGUUGAAGCGCAGAAGCCGCCAACUGUCUGCAGAGGGUUGGGCUUCCAGUGAAGGGAACUCUUAAGGCGUCAGCAUACCAAGACAUUUUGGACAAUUUCAUG